AAGCUCUUGCGCCGAAGCCCUACUGGGUCCCCAAUUCUCUGCACUGUCCUUAACCCAUCUUUCGUUCUACCAGUAAAAACCACCCAAAACUUUAUAUCUCUUGGGGUUUACCGAAACACCCACUUUCUCUGUCUAGGGUUUAAGCCGAAAACCCCUCACACUCCGCUAUACAUUAUGCCCCCCACCGCGACUCUCCGCUUCCACCCAUCUGUCGGUGUCGCCGCCGUGAAAAAUAACCCGUACACCUCUACUGCUGUCGCCUCUUCUACCAUCAGUUCUCAGGUUUUUUCUGCCAAUAAUUGCAGAAUUUGUCGAUGUUCCAUUGAAAACGCCAACGGAGUGAGGGCUUGGGUAGGUUUCAAGAACCGCCGGAGUGGGUCGCUGUGGGCGUGGUUUAGCACUAUUCCCGAUGAGGGUUUAUCAGUGGCUGCGGCCAAGGGGUCUGAGACCUCAGAGAGUUAUGCGGUUGAGAAUGGGGGAGAGAAUGAGAAGGAGUGGUGGAUUCUUCGGAGGAAAAGUCAGUGA
Messenger RNA from Ilex paraguariensis (yerba mate), 525 nucleotides. Lineage: Eukaryota; Viridiplantae; Streptophyta; Magnoliopsida; Aquifoliales; Aquifoliaceae. The record is from the annotation of a GenBank genome assembly.